AUGCUGGCCCUGCGGCUGCUCAACGUGGUGGCCCCCGCCUACUUCCUUUGCAUUUCCCUGGUGACCUUCGUCCUGCAGCUCUUCCUCUUCCUGCCCAGCAUGCGUGAGGACCCCACAGCCACCCCGCUCUUCUCGCCUGCCGUGCUUCACGGGGCGCUCUUCCUGUUCCUCUCAGCCAAUGCCCUGGGCAAUUACAUCCUGGUCAUCCAGAACUCCCCAGACGACCUGGGUACCUGCCAGGGAACCUCAUCCCAGCGAUCUCAGUGCCCACCACCCAGCGCCCACUUCUGCCGAGUGUGCUCCCGAGUCACGCUGAGGCACGACCAUCACUGUUUCUUCACUGGCAACUGCAUCGGUAGCAGGAACAUGCGCAACUUCAUCCUGUUCUGCCUCUACACCUCGCUGGCCUGUCUUUACUCCAUGGUAGCCGGCGUGGCCUACAUCUCAGCUGUCCUUUCCAUCUCCUUCGCCCAUCCCCUGGCCUUCCUCACGCUCCUGCCCACUUCAAUCAGCCAGUUCUUCUCCGGAGCUGUCCUCGGUUCUGACAUGUUCGUCAUCCUCAUGCUCUACCUCUGGUUUGCCGUCGGUCUGGCCUGCGCGGGUUUCUGCUGCCACCAGCUGCUGCUGAUUCUCCGGGGGCAGACCCGCUACCAGGUUCGAAAGGGGGUGGCGGUGAGAGCCCGGCCCUGGCGCAAGAACUUACAGGAGGUCUUCGGAAAGAGGUGGCUGCUGGGCUUGCUGGUCCCCAUGUUCAAUGUCGGGACCGAAAGCUCCAAGCAGCAGGACAAAUAG
This is a messenger RNA of Peromyscus eremicus (cactus mouse), 792 nucleotides long. RefSeq names its product zinc finger DHHC-type palmitoyltransferase 22 (gene Zdhhc22). Gene Ontology annotation, cellular component: Golgi apparatus. Lineage: Eukaryota; Metazoa; Chordata; Mammalia; Rodentia; Cricetidae. Gene Ontology annotation, biological process: protein palmitoylation. Bases 1 to 792 code for a protein of 263 amino acids. Gene Ontology annotation, molecular function: palmitoyltransferase activity. The transcript has 2 exons. The record is from RefSeq and is a predicted model, not a curated record.